AGAGCAGAGAGAAAGAGGCGAGGCGUUUAAUAUAGUACCUCUCUUCGCCUCUGUUUCGUUGUGUUCUGUGUCUUUCCCCCUCUAUUCCUCCGCGCCCCUCGUGUUAUUGGAGAAUACAGAGAGAGAGAGAGAGAGAGAGAGAGAGGGGUGGGGCGUGGCGUUCGCGUUCUCUCUCGUUUGCAUUUUCCUCCUCUACGUCUCUCUUUUGCCGAUCUAGAAACAACGACGAGAUCGGCGUCGGAGGAAAAAAAACUUCUCUUUUUUCGAGAGGGGGACCCUCACCAGCUCUUACCCGAUUCACAAAAACAGGGAGGAAAAAAAAGUAAAAAAAAAAGAAAAAAAAAAAAGUUCAUCCAUUCUCCAGGGAAAAAGAAAAUAUCUGUCUUUGAUUCGUCGGGUUCGCUCCUUUUAGCUCCAAAGUCCCGAACGAUGGCGGAACCAAACCCACCCAGCACCACCGCCGGCGGUAACGGCGCCAACGCCAAUGCGUCGUCGUCGCGGCGGCUGCCGGAUUUCCAACAAUCGGUGCGGCUGAAAUACGUGAAGCUGGGGUACCACUACCUGAUCUCGCACGGCAUGUACCUGCUGCUGUCCCCUCUGAUCGGGCUGGUGGCCGUGCAGCUGUCGACCUUCUCCGUGGAGGACCUCCAGGAGCUGUACCGGCACCUCCGGUUCAACCUGAUCUCCGUGGUGCUCUGCUCCGCCGCGCUGGUGUUCCUGUCGACCCUCUACUUCCUCACCCGGCCCCGCCCCGUCUACCUCGUCGACUUCUCCUGCUACAAGCCCGACCCCGCCCGCAAGUGCACCCGCGCCAUCUUCAUGGAGCGCUCGGCCCUCACCGGCUCCUUCACCCCCGACAACCUCGACUUCCAGCGCAAGAUCCUCGAGAGGUCCGGCCUCGGCGAGAGCACCUACCUCCCCGACGCCGUCCUCAACGUGCCCCCCAACCCUUCCAUGGCCGAGGCCCGCAAGGAGGCCGGCGCCGUCAUGUUCGGCGCCGUCGACGAGCUCCUCGCCAAGACCAACGUCAGGCCCAAGGACAUCGGCGUCUUGGUCGUCAACUGCAGCCUCUUCAACCCGACCCCCUCGCUCUCCGCCAUGGUCAUCAACCACUACAAGCUCAGGGGCAACGUCGUCAGCUACAACCUCGGCGGGAUGGGCUGCAGCGCCGGCUUGAUCUCCGUCGACCUCGCCAAGGAUCUCCUCCGAGUGCACCCCAAUUCCUACGCUCUCGUCAUCAGCAUGGAGAACAUCACUCUCAAUUGGUACUUCGGCAACAGCCGCUCCAUGCUCGUCUCCAAUUGCCUCUUCCGGAUGGGCGGGGCCGCCAUCCUCCUCUCCAACAGGCGGUCCGACCGCCGCCGCUCCAAGUACGAGCUGGUCCACACCGUCCGAACCCACAAGGGCGCCGACGAUAAGUGCUUCAGCUGCGUGACCCAGGAGGAGGACUCCGUCGGGAAGAUCGGCGUCUCUCUCUCCAAAGAUCUCAUGGUGGUCGCCGCCGACGCCUUGAAGACCAACAUCACCACGCUGGGCCCGCUCGUGCUGCCCGUCUCGGAGCAGCUGAUCUUCUUGGCCACGUUGAUCGCCAAGAAGGUGUUUAAGAUGAAGAUCAAGCCCUACAUUCCCGAUUUCAAGCUGGCUUUCGAGCACUUCUGCAUUCACGCCGGCGGGAGGGCCGUGCUCGAUGAAUUGGAGAAGAACCUGCAGCUCUCGGACUGGCAUAUGGAGCCGUCCAGGAUGACGCUCUACCGAUUCGGGAACACCUCCAGUAGCUCUCUGUGGUACGAGCUGGCGUACACCGAAGCCAAAGGGAGGAUCAGGAAGCGGGACAGGAUCUGGCAGAUCGCAUUCGGGUCGGGUUUCAAGUGUAACAGCGCGGUGUGGAAGGCGCUGAGGACGGUGAAUCCCGCCAAGGAGAAGAACCCGUGGAUGGACGAGAUUGAAAACUUCCCGGUUCCGGUCCCAAAAUUCUCGGCGAUUUGAAGACAGGGAGGGAGGGGGUUUGAGAAUGCCUGUUGUUUAACAAUUGCUUGCAAUUUGUCUUUUGAUCUUGUUGCAUGAAUUGCUGUUGUUUAUUCUUGGAUGAUGAUGAUGAUCAUCCUUUGUGGUUUUCGCUUCCAUUUUAGUAGUUAUUCACUAGGCGAUUCAGGGGCUCGGCUUAGUAGAGGGGGGGUAAUUUGGUAGGGGAUGCAGCUUUGAGCCUUAUCUUUUGUUUAGGAUAUGAUCAUGGAUUAAUUGAGAGAGAUUAUUAUUGGAGGGUGGAUGAGUGACAUGCGAUGCUAUCUAUGUAAUACCAAACCCUGUAGCGUUGGAUUCUCCAAUCCCUAUUAAUUUUGUUGCCAUAUGUGAAUCCAAUUUCUCUUCAUAGAGUUCUCGUG
Messenger RNA from Ananas comosus (pineapple), 2381 nucleotides. Its product is annotated as 3-ketoacyl-CoA synthase 11-like. Lineage: Eukaryota; Viridiplantae; Streptophyta; Magnoliopsida; Poales; Bromeliaceae. The transcript has 3 exons. The record is from RefSeq and is a predicted model, not a curated record. Bases 430 to 1986 code for a protein of 518 amino acids. Gene Ontology annotation, biological process: fatty acid biosynthetic process. Gene Ontology annotation, molecular function: acyltransferase activity, transferring groups other than amino-acyl groups. Gene Ontology annotation, cellular component: membrane.